AUGAAACACGAUUUCACUUUGUCUCCUCAUGGGGACGCCAUUAAAGCCCUUACCAAGUUGUAUAACGAGAACUUCCCGACAACUAACUAUGUUGGUGUACUCUGGGCCUCCGACACCGAGUCCCCCGCCCUUCUGCCCGUCGCGUCUUCUGUGCUUGCUGGCCCAUCGACGAGUGGAGGUCGCAUGAUCCUCCACGUGGAGGUACUGGACCCUGACCUCCCCAUAAGAGACUUUCCUUUGCGUUGGUUCCCACUUCCAAAUCCAAGCGUCAACGGAGCAGUAGGGGGCGCCGUGUUCUUUCGCCCCUCGACGAGUAACCCUUUGAAUCCGUCGUUUUCCAGGAUGCUGGGGCAGGAAAUGUGCUCGUUAAUCGGUGCCAAUGGGUCAGUUCUGGCGAUGUUGUUCGAUGGACGUGGCAUGGCGGUGGAUGCCGCUGAGGACGACGUCCCGGCUGUAUGUGACGCUCUUUGUAGGUCGAGAGCGGAACCGCUCGUCCAGGGUUUGAACCGGGUCAGCGUGUAUGCGUCGUUUGAUUCGAAGACAGACGCAGACGAUGUUUACCGGGCGGCCUUGAGGAAAGGAUUCGUUCAAGUGGUCCACAGCAACGACUUUGACGCGAUGUCGGCGACCUUCCCGAACCACGUAACUUGGGAUCCAAUCCAUGGUCCUUGGGGCCAUAAUGUGGUGACGAAUUGGUGGUACGUCGUAUCAGUGGGCCUAGUUCCGGGUAUAUAUCCGACUUGGAUCGAUGCUGGUCCGCAGGUGCAGGGAAUACCUCAUGCUGUUCACGAUAAGGUCCGGAGCAAGCAAGAAGCGGUGGCCCUUUAUAUGGAGCGUGCGAGCAGCGGGCAUAUACGCAGGUUGGCGCAGGCCCCUCCGGAAAGCGAUCUAGUUCGUACCAGUGGAAACAAGAACGCAGAAAGAAGAUCCGGUGCCUUCGUCCCCGCUAUCGAGUCGAUUAACGGCAGUACGACGUUCAUCCCCGUCCGUGCAGAUCUCGAUCGAGGUUCAGCGAGAGAUGAUCCGGCUUGCGUCGGUGUCGACUAUACCAGGGUAGCGAUCUCUUCAGCGUCGUCUCCGCUAAGCGCUGGUUCUGUAGUAGUCGGGAGGCCACCGCACUUGCGAACAUUCAGGGAGAUCGCCAGAGAGAAAAAGCUCAAGUCUCGGCCAGGUGAAACCGACGAGGCGGCUCCAUCCGUCCAGCAAUCGAUCAGUCCUUCGAUCUCCAGCGUCAGCAGCAUCACAGUGUCCUCGCAAAUGUCGUCCAUGGGCUCGGAGGGAGACGGGGGUUUCCAUCGCACUAAUGUGGAUAGCGCCGAUUGA
Molecule: messenger RNA, 1323 nt
Organism: Coprinopsis cinerea okayama7#130
Lineage: Eukaryota; Fungi; Basidiomycota; Agaricomycetes; Agaricales; Psathyrellaceae
Exons: 5
Coding region: 1-1323 (440 amino acids)
Source: RefSeq, a predicted model, not a curated record